GGAUAUAUGGAGCGGAUGAGCUCGGCUCUGAUUGGCCGUGCAGGGACGCGCUCCCAGAAGGCGCAUCAGCCGCUCUCCUCUUGUCAUUUCUGCUCGUACGACUCACAUGCCCGUGAACGCCACUGGGCUCAGUGCGCGCAUCUCUGCUCCAACUUCAAACCGGUCUCGUCAGCUUGCUGAAAAGCAGACGGCUUUCACGAUGGAUGCUUCUGUUUAUGAUAUCAUACUGGGAGAGCUCGAGGAGCUGAACUGUAGUUUGAUAGAGCAUUUUCAAGACACUUUUUAUGAAAACGCUUCAUUGGCUUUGCUGAGCGCUGAUGGUUUAUAUUGCAAUGUCACUACUGAUGAGAUUGGAACCUGCUGGCCGCGGAGUAGCACUGGCAGGAUUGUGGAGAGACCGUGCCCUGCUUACAUCAACGGAGUAAAGUACAACACAACGAGAAGUGCUUACAGAGAAUGCCUGGAUAAUGGUACAUGGGCAUUGAAGAUCAAUUACUCCAACUGCGAGCCCAUUUUGGAGGAGAAGAGAAAAUAUCCUAUGCAUUACAAGAUAGCUCUGAUCAUCAACUACCUAGGCCACUGUAUUUCUGUGGGAGCUCUAAUCGUGGCCUUUAUUCUCUUCUUAUGCUUAAGGAGCAUACGGUGUCUUCGAAACAUUAUCCACUGGAAUUUGAUCACCACCUUCAUAUUGAGGAACGUUAUGUGGUUCUUGCUUCAGUUGAUUGACCACAAUAUCCAUGACAAAAAUGAGCCUUGGUGUCGAUUAAGUACGACAAUAUACAACUACUUUGUUGUGACCAACUUCUUCUGGAUGUUUGUUGAAGGAUGCUAUCUUCACACUGCUAUUGUUAUGACCUAUUCCACUGAUAAACUGAGAAAGUGGGUUUUUCUUUUCAUUGGUUGGUGCAUUCCAUGUCCAAUAAUUGUGGCUUGGGCUAUCGGAAAAUUGUAUUAUGAAAAUGAAAAAUGCUGGUUUGGUAAAGAGCCUGGGAAAUAUAUGGACUACAUUUAUCAGGGACCAAUUAUUCUUGUGCUUCUGAUAAACUUUGUUUUCCUCUUCAACAUAGUACGAAUUCUCAUGACCAAACUGAGAGCUUCAACCACAUCAGAAACAAUUCAGUACAGAAAAGCUGUGAAAGCUACACUCGUCUUGUUACCUCUGCUGGGGAUCACCUACAUGCUGUUUUUUGUCAAUCCGGGGGAGGACGACAUCUCUCAAAUUGUUUUCAUCUAUUUUAACUCCUUUUUACAGGCUUUCCAGGGAUUCUUUGUGUCAGUCUUUUACUGCUUUCUAAAUGGAGAGGUCCGUUCUGCAGUGAGGAAACGGUGGCACCGCUGGCAGGACAACCACGCUCUUCGAGUGCGAGUGGCACGAGCCAUGUCCAUCCCCACAUCGCCGACCAGGAUUAGUUUUCACAGCAUCAAGCAGACCACAGCUUUGUGAGCGUGGGAAUAAACUCUAUCCCUUCUGACAUGCUCAUCCAGAGAACAUCCUUCAUGAUUUUGGUCCAGCAUUCUAAAUUAGGCCGAGUACUUCACAGUAAACUGCUUAGUGUUGUGUGUCCAAAUCAACAAGACACUCCUUUUUACUGCUGAGGUUUCAAAUACUCAUGAAUUAGUUUGCUAGAUGAUGCAUUGUUUUACGGAAAUGUACAGUGUGUAAAGUACAAGAUUUGAAAUUCUUUGAAGAAUGUUUUACAGCAAAGAUGAAUCACCAUUCACCAACAAAGCAGGUCUUGCUUUGCUUUUUAUUUCUGUCAAAUAGCUGCUUAGUGGUUAUUUAUGGGAAGACAAGAAUUUAGCAGGAUCUGCAACUCAUCCACUCAUAGACAUAGAUGCUGAAAGAGUGCAAUCGAUAAAACUUGAAUUGUAAUUGACCACAAUGCAGCCUCUUGUCUGCCAAAACAACCAUUUGUCUUGAAAAUGAUCAGAAACUAAGAAAAUCUAACUUUCUUAAUAAAAACUGGAAACGGUUAUUUUGGAUGGAGGUGGUAAAAGGGAAACGUUUUGUCUUAUUCUGUUCUGCUUUACAUGUUGUCGGGGCAUUUCUUCACACAAUUUUACUUUCACCUCUCCUCUGGCCAUUUGUUCCCAGCACUGUUAUUUCUCCGGUGUGCAAAAACAAACAAGAGGGAAUUGACUGAAAGAAAAGUCUACUUCAGGACAUGUUUGAUGCCACUGGUUCCCCAAUCCCAAGUUAAAUCUCGAGUCCAGACAAGCAAAUCUAAGAUUAUAGUUAUUAUUUUAAGAAGUGAAAAUGAUUCUUAGCCAUUUAUGCAAUAUUUGCAUAUAGAGCACAAAGUGUUGUGCACGGGUAUAUCGUGCAUGUGAAGUGAAAGCAGAUUAAAUUCUUUUUGGCUUAAUGAAAUCCUCGUGGCUUUCUCAUAAUCAGUGUCACAACUAAGCUUUUGCUGCUGAAGAAGGGAAGCCUGAUGGAGUGGGAACCAGUCACAUCCCUAAAGACGCGUUUCGGUCAGGUCAGCGUAUUCUCUCAAUGUAAUGCCAGCUUUUACGUCUCACAAGGCUUAUCCCACAAAGUCAUGGAAACAGCCAUGUGUCUGCUUUGGUAUUUGCCCAAAAAAACUUUUUGCUGAGGGAUUAAAAGAGGAUGAGAAUUAUUGAUUUUUUUUUUUUUUUGAAGAGAUUACGAAAAUAAAAAAAGCAUAUUUAUUGAUGAUCUAAAAUGCUGCUGAUGUUUAAGCCUGACUCAUCAGAUCAUCUGCAUAAUUAUCUAGAGUUGUUGAAAAUGUAGAAAAUAGAUUUUCAAAAAUAAGUGUAUUAAUUUUUGAAUUUCUGUUAAUACUCCAAAUAAACUCUUACCAGUUUUCUGUCAUUUUGAUGCCACACAGUGUGUCAGUUAAAUAACUAAAUGUAUACAUGUGUAUCUCAGUACAUUAGAAUACCACACUUUUUCUUUCCAAUAAACUUUCCAUUAAAAUACUAGAAUAAAUCACUUUGUGAAGAGCCUUGUCUAUUUAGCAAAGAUCUUUUUUGACUUGCCCUCAUUGAGGAAGACGUUAGUGACCCGUUACUCGACAACUGUCUUGUCAGCAGUCCUGACAAUAACUGUGAAGGCUAUAAGAUGAAUUCAUAUAAGCCAUAAGAUAAUACUAUAUGAUAACAUGCUCUCAAAUUAUUUUUAAUUAGUGGCGUCUAAUACAAUUUUUUUUUUUUUGAAGAGACUGGGCUUUCAUUACCUAUAAGGGAUAAUAAGUGAAAAAUUAACACUUGAAGUACAUCUAAAGUGUGAUCAAGCUGCAUAGUUUUACCAUUUUUUGUGAAAUAAAAUAACUUUUUGAUAAUGUUCUAAUUUAUUGAGAGACACCAUACUUGCUGGAGUAUACAUUGUAGGCUUGGGUAAAAGUUUGACCAAAAUUCUUUUUUUCAAAAACUGUGUUUAAAUGGCUUGUAUAAAACAUAAAAUAUGUAACCAUCUGUUUAUGUAAAAAUGUGCUUUUCAUUGUUGUCUUUGUAAACUUGUGUUAAACUAAAGCAAAUUUGUUAUUGCUGUUCUGUUCUUACUACACUGAUGGUGGCUAGUGUAGAAACUAUCUACCCUAGACUGAUUUGUUGUAAAUAUUAUAUCUGCUUCACUUCAGAGUCACGGCAUGAAGCUGUAAUACAGCACAUCUUUCCAGGAUCUCUACAGGUUACAUAAAGUUAAAAGGACUACAUGAUGCUACUAUUGUAAAAAUGUGAAAUAAUCUUAUAAAAAA
This is a messenger RNA of Poecilia latipinna (sailfin molly), 3716 nucleotides long. RefSeq names its product corticotropin-releasing factor receptor 2 (gene crhr2). Gene Ontology annotation, biological process: adenylate cyclase-modulating G protein-coupled receptor signaling pathway; long-term synaptic potentiation; cell surface receptor signaling pathway. NCBI's taxonomy places the organism in Eukaryota, Metazoa, Chordata, Actinopteri, Cyprinodontiformes, Poeciliidae. Gene Ontology annotation, molecular function: G protein-coupled peptide receptor activity; corticotrophin-releasing factor receptor activity; peptide hormone binding. The transcript has 12 exons. Bases 107 to 1444 code for a protein of 445 amino acids. Gene Ontology annotation, cellular component: dendrite; axon terminus; plasma membrane. The record is from RefSeq and is a predicted model, not a curated record.